Pogona vitticeps (central bearded dragon) is the source of this 1942-nucleotide messenger RNA. NCBI's taxonomy places the organism in Eukaryota, Metazoa, Chordata, Lepidosauria, Squamata, Agamidae. The record is from RefSeq and is a predicted model, not a curated record.
GAAAGAUAGAAGGGAAGAAGUUUUGCUGCUAUACCUGUGAGCCGUGCCCAGAAGGGAAGAUCUCCAAUGAAACAGCAUGGUGACCAAGUUCUACCAGCGCGUCCUGACACUGGCAUAUGCUAUAAAGAAGGUCAAUGAGGACCCUCAGCUCUUGCCCAACAUCACCCUUGGAUUUCGCAUCUAUGAUACCUACUACUUAGAGUUGAUGGCCUAUCGGACUGUUCUAGAUUUGCUUUCCAAAUCACACCAAUUCCUCCCCAACUACGAAUGUGGCACAGAAAAAAACCUGAAGGCCGUUAUUGGGGGACUGAGCUCUGAUAUCUCCGUCCACAUUGCAGAACUUCUACAAUCUUACAAGAUUCCACAGCUUGCAUAUGGAUCAUUUUCACCAGAGGAGGAUGACAAAAUACAGAUGCUUUCCUUCUACCGCAUGGUCCCCAAUGAAUCCCAACAGUAUAUGGGCAUAAUCCAUUUGCUGAAGCAUUUUGGAUGGACCUGGAUUGGCCUUUUCGCUCCCGAUGAUUACAGUGGAGAUAAUUUCUUGAAGGUCCUGGAGCCAUUGCUGUCUGACAAGGGAUUGUGUUCAUCCUUCACACAAAGACUCCCACACCAUGGUCGUUUAAUUGAUAGCAAGAAUGAUAACUUUUAUGUGCCUCCCGUGGAUGACAGAACCAAACUUCAUCCUUUUCUUCGAGCCACUUCCAUUAACAAUUCCGUGGGAGAAACAGUGUCUUUCGAUAGUCAUGGGGAAUUGGUCGGUGGAUUCGAUAUCAUGAGCAUAAUGUUAUUCCCGAACAAUUCUAUGAAGAAAGUAAAAAUUGGAAGAGUGGAUCCCAGUGCUGCCGAUGGGGGGAAAGUGUUCAUUCAAGAGGAUGGAAUUGAAUGGAGCACAACCUUUAACCAGACACUUCCAAUCUCUGCCUGCUGUGACCCUUGUGAUCCUGGCUACUGGAAAACAAAGAUUGAAGACAAGAAAUUUUGCUGCUACAGUUGCAAUCCAUGCCCAGAAGGGAAGAUUUCCAAUGAAAUAGAUGCAGAAGCAUGCUCCGAUUGCCCAGAUGAUCAGUUUCCAAGUGAAAACAAAGAUCAUUGUGUCUUCAAAACAAUAAACUUCUUGUCUUAUGAAGAGCCUUUAGGGAUCACUUUAGCCAUCAUUGCUAUUUCUGUUUCCUUGAUUACAAUGCUGGUUCUUGGAAUUUCUAUCAAGCACAGAGACACCCCCAUUGUCAAAGCCAACAAUCGGGACCUCACCUAUUCUCUCCUGGUCUCCCUCCUGCUCUGUUCCCUCUGUUCUUUCCUCUUCCUUGGCCAGCCUAACUCUCUGACCUGCCUUUUACGACAAAUGGCUUUUGGAGUCAUCUUCUCCAUAGCUCUUUCUUCUGUCUUGGCCAAAACUGUCACUGUGAUAGUUGCUUUCAUAGCUACCAAACCAGGCUCCAAUGUGAGAAAGUGGGUGGGGAAAAGGCUGGCCAACUCAAUUAUCUUUUCCUGCUCCUCUGUUCAGGUAUUGAUAUGCAUGUUGUGGUUAGCAUUCUCUCCCCCAUUCUCAGAUUUGGAUAUGCAUAGCACAACUGGGGAGAUCAUAGUGGAAUGCAAUGAAGGGUCCGCCAUCAUGUUUUAUUUGGUCUUGGGCUACCUGGGACUUCUUUCUGCCGUCAGCUUUACGGUGGCUUUCCUUGCCAGGAAGCUCCCCAAUAGUUUUAAUGAAGCCAAGUUCAUCACCUUCAGCUUGCUGGUGUUCUGCAGUGUUUGGGUUUCGUUUGUCCCCACCUACCUGAGCACCAAAGGGAAAUACAUGGUAGCUGUGGAGAUCUUCUCCAUCUUAGCCUCCACUGCUGGUCUGCUGGGCUGCAUCUUCUUCCCAAAGUGCUACAUCCUCCUCCUGAGACCAGAGUUAAAUAGCAAGGAUCACCUCAUAAGGAGAAAUAAUUUUAAAAAGUAA